Vicia faba (fava bean) is the source of this 747-nucleotide messenger RNA. Lineage: Eukaryota; Viridiplantae; Streptophyta; Magnoliopsida; Fabales; Fabaceae. The record is from the annotation of a GenBank genome assembly.
AUGUCUCAAAGAAAAAAAGCAAAGAAGCCUAACUUGGAGAAGAAUGAAACAAAGCUAAGUCCCACUGAUAAACAAACUUUAGUGCAUACUGAUAGUGAUAAGCAUGUGGAUUAUGUGAAUAUAGACUCUAUAGAUAAUAAAGUUGAUUCCUCCCCUACUGAGAUUACUCGUAAAUUUGCUGAAAUCAAUAUUAACUUACAUGUUGAACCAUAUAUUGAACCAUUUGUUGAAAUAUAUGGUGAACUAUGUUUUUCAAAUGGGCCAAAACUGGAUCAGCCCAAGAACUACCAUUGUCACUACCUUUUAAACCCUCAAACCCUAAUUCCAAUACAUUUGCGGCGCUGCAGAACUCUCUACACUUUCUCGUCGUCUCCGUUCUCGUUUCCUUCCAUUUCCUUCCAUUUCCGUGUGAAAAUGUCGCUUGGAGAAACUGCUUGCUCAUACGCUCUUCUCAUCCUUGAAGAUGAUAAAAUUGCCGUCACUGCUGACAAUAUCACCACUUUGUUGAAAAGUGCAAAGGUUGAAGUUGAAUCAUAUUGGCCCAGCCUAUUUGUUAAACUUGCUGAGAAGAAAAAUAUUAGGGAUUUGAUUGCCAGUGCUGCUGGUGCUGGAGCUCCUGGUGCUGUUGCUGCCACUCCAGUUGCUGCUACCGGUGGGGCAGCUGCUGCUGCUCCAGUUGUCGAGGAGAAAAAGGAGGAACCAAAAGAAGAGAGUGAUGAUGACAUGGGAUUUAGCCUGUUUGAUUAG